UUCGAGGUGGGAUAGGGACAACGGGAACAGAAAGCGGCUGAGAAAAGUUGAUAUUUUUAUUAAACGUUUUCAGACUAUGUUGUCAAAAAGUGUCGACACUGAAAAAAAAAAGACUUUUACCCGCAUUAUGUAAUCGAACGUCCAUAACGAUGUGGCAUAAGAAAGCCUGCCGUUCACCAGUACUGAUAGGCUCCAGACGGCUUGUGCCAAGAAUGAACCCAUGAGACUCGACCAAGCUUUAAAGCAGUAUAUCGUGCGUCCAUAUCCCGGACUGGGUAAAGCCACAACAGUCAGCAGACAUACAUUAGCUUGUUUACUGUGAUCCUGCCGCAGACAAUUUUACGCGGAGUCAAGACAUCUUAUCAAAGGACAGAAAAAUGCAGGUGGCACAGGGAUUCAGCCUGAUUGGUGUUCUUUGCUUCGCAUGCUCGGCUUGUUCCCAAAGCAGCUCAGAGACAGACGGAAAUUUAAGUGUAAUCGAGCAGCUGGUGGUAAACCACUUGCACAAUCGAAACGGGACAAGCACAGAAAUAGGCAUUGUGUACACUCCGUCCACCCCAGCACCUGAAAACAUCAACUGCUUCGUAGAGGUGCCUACAACUACCCGUGUUGGGGGGCGAUGCAUACAGCUGGGCAGCAUCCGCGGCCGUAGCUCACGAAACAGUCCCUGGGCUUGCCAAGCAGGGGUUCACUUGGCUAUCACACAAGAGUGCCAGCGCUCCAGAGCCAGACCAAGAAGCGGUCGCAGACGUGGUGGCAGUGGUUAAAAGUGAAUUAAGCAGUUGAAUAGAUUUAUCGCUGGUGUUUAUUACACAUUCACAAACUUGUUUAGUGUAUCUAAGGAAUUUGGUUGCAAUUUAUCUCUUUGUAGUACGUCAGGGACAUGUUUAUGAUAAUAGGCUAUUAUAAAGUCACCCACAUUGCACCUUUCCUUUAUGUUUUACUGAUAUAUGAAGCCGAAGGAGUGACAGUAAAUCAGAAUUGCGUGAAGUGCAUCGGCGAGAGGAUGUCUCCUUAAAAGAAAAUCUAUGGUUGAAUUACAGGAAUAUUCUAUUCGCUUGUCUAGGAUUUACUUUUUUUUUUUAAAUUGUUUUGCGACUCACUAUAUUAGAGUUGACAUAAUCUUCUUGCAUUUUUAUGCUUAAUAAUAUUCGAAUAUUGCUGUUUCCGUUUAAUAUAAGAACUACCAUUUACUUUAAAGUAUAUUCUUAGUUUUAUCUUUUCGUACACAGACCUAACAGUUAGUCUCAGCGUGUAUUAUAAUACGUUUUCCAGUUUUAAGAUGUCGGUCUCCAUAUGUCUUACUUUUUCUUAAGGGGCUUCUCGUCUGGUCUUGAACAAUUUUAUUUGAUGCUCAUAUGGGAACCAGCAUUUUAGAGGUACGUAAUGAAAUGUGGAAAUGUGACUCUAUGGACGUAUGCAUCUUUUUAAGCUCUUUUCCAAUCGAACAUAUGACAAUGGCAAAUUUUAUAUAUGACCACCAUGUAAACAUCUACCAUAGUCACAUAUUCGACAAUAUGUUGAGUUAAAAAGUCUCUUUACGUACCCCCGUUUUUUUCUGCUUUACCGUUGCUAGUCCUUCAGAUUUGCUGAGCAAGCUUUUUUUAAAAGAUGGAUUCGUGUCAACCUUAUUUGCUCCAUUUGUUACAGUUAAAAUUGUCUCGUAACGCGAUCGGGCUUCGCGGGACUUGCUCUUUCACAGGCACACUCGCAAUCACACAGACUUUCACGCGCGAUAUUAACGAAGCCAAUCACUCUUCAGUGGACACAGAACACGCACACGGAGGGACAGUACAAAACUGUGAAGCGCGUGUCACUGUUGAAGUAGCAGGAGUCGCUACUAAAGUAGUGUAAGCGUGUGUCGCCGAUUGUAUAUCCGGACUGAUUUGCCAGUGUGUAUAAGAGUAGACCUGUUAUACAAACUGCAAAUAAAGUUGUCGUUUCGAACUAUGUUCGACUCCAAAGACAGAUUCUUGGAGAGGCUGGCACCGUAGUUUAAAGACCCAAAACAAGCCGACGACGACGCCUAGGAUUUAUGCUUCUUCGCUCAAUUCAAAUACGGGACGUUAACCACCAUCCCACUUUUCCUGUACCAUAAUGUAUAUUCACAUUUAUUGUUACUCGUUUGCACUUUUAUUAUUAAAAUAGUUUAUUUCGAAAUCAAAAUUUAUACAAAAUUUCAUUAAAAUCGAAUCUGAGGACAAAAAAUAUGACGAAGACACCUUUUAAUUUCAAGUUUAAAUUAAACCGCUUUGUUUUCCAGAUAAAAAGCUACAAAUCUUUCUUUAACCGAUUUCAGUCUCACGUUCAAUAUAUAAAAGUAUAUUACGUUUAUAUUUUCUGUGAAAAUGGUACAAAUCUUACUUUUGAUCUUUUGAAUUUAGUCCUCCAGACAACUUGAUAUGUCAAUACCAUUUUUAUGCUGUUGAAUUUACAUGUAUUUUAUGUGUCUGGUCAGUGAAGCAAAGUAACGAGUAUAUAUAUAUAGGAGCACAGUUUAACAGAAAAAUAUUGUGUGUAUAAAUAUGUAAGUGAUUUUCAACGUUUGCCGCGGUACUGCCACAAAGUAGUAGCUGUAGAUAUUCUGGCUAAAUUUUAAUGACGGCACUCAAAGAUGAUGAUGAAAUUGUUGCUUUUGGCACCAGUGGUUGCAUGAAGCCUUUUGUUUUUGCACUUUCUUGAUCCGGAUGAAAGUAGCGGGGUUCAUUUGUCGCACGAGUAUUACUCUGGUGUCAUGCAAGUGGUAAAUAUCUAUCACAUUGUUUAAAUAAAGAUCUUUUUAUUUCA
Pomacea canaliculata is the source of this 2787-nucleotide messenger RNA. RefSeq lists its product as uncharacterized. Lineage: Eukaryota; Metazoa; Mollusca; Gastropoda; Architaenioglossa; Ampullariidae. The transcript has 4 exons. The record is from RefSeq and is a predicted model, not a curated record. The coding region runs from base 378 to 767 and encodes 129 amino acids.